CUCUUCGCCCAUUCGAAUCAAUCCAACCGGAUCGGCGACAAACACUCCUCGCGAAUUUACGAAAGAACGCGCCCUGACGAAACCGCCGGCCGCGUAUCCUGCGGCGAGAUUCGAACACAAUCAACACUUUCCACAACUCAACCACACACACACACAUACACACAAACCCGAACAGGAAGAAAUCAGCCAAGAUGCUUCUAGCAGAGGAGCCCGCGACGCUCAUCCGCCACACCAUCGACAACUUCAACAUCCAUCCCGACAAGCAAGCCGUCGCGCGCAUCAAUGAAUCCCUUGCGACCCUCCAGCAGGCCCGCGAGCUGCGCCUGCGCGAGGCCGAAAAUGCCCUCAAGAAGCUUUCCCGCCAGCUAAACACAAUGGCCUCCCAGCACGCCGAGCUCACGUCGCAGCACUCGUCGACCGCGCACGCCUCGGAGAUCGCUCGCCUCGACACGACAAAGUUCCGGACCGCGAAGGCCGCCUCAGACGCCGAGAUGGAGGCCGAGCGCCUCGCCCAGCAGGCUGCCGACCUCAACGCGCGCCUCCAGGAGCUCGAGAUCCAGGGGCUUGACGGCUCCGCCGACGACCAGGCCCGCCGCCGCGACCCCGUCGACGACGAGGUGCUGCUGCGCCUCAAGGUCUACCGCAGCCUCGGCAUCGAGAUCGAGCGCGACGGUCGGGACGGCGGCGGCGGCGAGUUCACCCGCGCCGUCGUCCGCAACGACCGCAAGGGCGACGUGCACGUCGUCAACAUGGACAAGAAGUUUUCAAAGUUCUUUUACGCAAACUACUUUUGGCAGACGCUGUAGGUGAGGGGUUUGGUAGUGGUUAUCUUUUGGCAGGGUGGGGGGGUUUGUUCUUCUUCGUCGGCGAAUUUCUUGCUUGGAGUGAUGAAGGCGUUUCGGGGGUUCAUGAUAAGGAUACCACGUCUGGGAUACAAGACGAUUGUUUUCGCUCGCUCCGCUUCAAAUCUAUGAUUCUAUCUCUUGACACAACAUGCCUUGUGCCACUGUGGAAAACAACAAUCGCCACUGGGGAUUUAUCGCUGGGAAAUCAUCACUGUGGAAUCGGUGGCCUAUAGUCAUCCAUGAUGCAUUUCGUGGUUGAUCCGUCCAUUUGGGCUAUGGGAUGAGAUGUGAUACAGCCAUAAAAAAUAAAACAUAUAACGCCUGAUGACUCCCAAACCCGAUUCGUAUCUUAAUCGCGGCUGGUCUUGCCUGGCCGCACGACGUUGCCAUUGCCUCCUGUAGGUUGUGUUCCAUCAUUGUGUAUAUCCCGUUUCUACUGGGCCCUCCCUCCCCAUUGCCUGGUCAAGGGGCCAACCCCGUAACCUCGACUCCUUGGCUUGACAUAGGAAAGAUACCAUUGACAACUCUCGUACACCGCCCGCUUUCAAAGGGGCAUACUUUUCUGUGGUCAUCAUAUUGGGAGGAGACCGGGAGAAUGAGCCUCAUCGUCCUGCCUCUCCAUCCUUUCCGUUUUCUUUUCAGACUCUCAUUAAUGGUAAAUAAAAAAGACUUUUGACUUCCUGC
Colletotrichum destructivum is the source of this 1529-nucleotide messenger RNA. RefSeq lists its product as uncharacterized. Lineage: Eukaryota; Fungi; Ascomycota; Sordariomycetes; Glomerellales; Glomerellaceae. Gene Ontology annotation, cellular component: Ndc80 complex. Gene Ontology annotation, biological process: chromosome segregation. Bases 192 to 806 code for a protein of 204 amino acids. The transcript has 3 exons. The record is from RefSeq and is a predicted model, not a curated record. Gene Ontology annotation, molecular function: microtubule binding.